AUGAAGAUUGCAACCGUCCUCGCCUUUGUGACAACAAUACUCUCCGGAGUAAGUGCUGGCCCACUUUUCUCGGAGGCCGACACUAUCUCGGCCAUCUGUUGGAAAGCAUGCUUCCACGAAAGGUCCCAUUGCCCAAGUGAAUGGCACGCUAAGAAAUUCGGGCGCUGUUGGACUUGCUGCAAAGAGCGCCAGGUGGUGCCUUACGAUUAUGAACUCUUUGAGUGGGAGGAGUAA
Messenger RNA from Aspergillus pseudotamarii, 234 nucleotides. RefSeq lists its product as uncharacterized. NCBI's taxonomy places the organism in Eukaryota, Fungi, Ascomycota, Eurotiomycetes, Eurotiales, Aspergillaceae. The transcript has 3 exons. The coding region runs from base 1 to 234 and encodes 77 amino acids. The record is from RefSeq and is a predicted model, not a curated record.